Messenger RNA from Fusarium vanettenii 77-13-4, 630 nucleotides. RefSeq lists its product as uncharacterized. The record is from RefSeq and is a predicted model, not a curated record. Lineage: Eukaryota; Fungi; Ascomycota; Sordariomycetes; Hypocreales; Nectriaceae. The transcript is spliced from 3 exons. The annotation marks the transcript as partial.
AAGCCCUCCUGGUUGAUACAUGUUGAGGACAGGAUAGCUGAGGAAAAUGAACAAUUUGACUUUCGCGCAAUUUACUUCGAGAUUGUGCGAGAUUUGCUCCUCGAACCCGAUAACGACGGCACUGCAGUCCCCAAGGCCAUCAAACGGUUCAACGAGCAUUACGUUGCUGGCUUCGCCGGCGAAGACUUUGGGAGAAGGCAGCCGCCCGAGUACGCUGCUGGAGAUAUCCUAAAUGAGAUCUCCAUCGCUGUCUUUGAGACAGUCGGCAAAGUCUCCUUCACAGACAUCCGACAUGACAGGCUUGCCAAUCUCUUGACUGGUAUCAAGCGCGAUACAGCAGACGAGUUCAACAAAGAGGACCCUCAAUUUGUCUUUUUCGGAUGGGGGCUUGAGGCUGCUGUGGCCGAAGAUUGGAAUAGCAGUCAUGCCCAGGGAACUACCACAGACAACGAAUUCCGGACUGCAACCCAGGCUUCUGAUUCGUGGGUCAACAAAUCAGCUCUAUUGGCAAAGCUCUUCAGCGCAGGGCUUUUGGAUGCUGAUGGGACCCGUUGGAUUUCUGGGGAUUUCGAAAGUGCUUUCAAAACGCGCACUUCGGGAGACCUAGCAACCAACAUUGGUAAAAAAGCC